AUGAAUGUCAUUCCGCUUGGUGCAGGGCAGGAUGUCGGGAGAUCGUGCAUCCUUGUCUCGAUAAAAGGCAGAACAAUAAUGUUUGACUGUGGAAUGCACAUGGGAUUCAACGACGAACGUAGAUUCCCAGACUUCUCGUACAUUUCCAAAACAAAAAGCUUCGAUAAAGUCAUAGACUGUAUAAUCAUUUCGCACUUCCAUCUGGACCAUUGCGGAGCUCUCCCAUACUUCACAGAGGUCUGCGGAUACGGCGGCCCGAUCUACAUGACCCUCCCGACCAAGGAGGUUUGUCCUGUUCUGCUGGACGACUUCAGGAAGAUAGUUGCAGGAAAAGGAGACUCCAUCUUUACAUACCAGGAUAUAAGCAACUGCAUGAAGAAGGUCGUCACAAUCAGCAUGAACGAGACAUACAAGCAUGACGAAGACUUCUACAUUACCCCGUACUAUGCAGGCCAUGUCCUGGGUGCAGCAAUGUUCCAUGUUGUUGUUGGAGACCAGUCUGUCGUGUACACAGGAGACUACAGCACAACCCCUGACAAACACCUUGGGCCCGCAUCAAUCAAGUGUAUUAGGCCGGAUCUUCUGAUCACUGAGUCGACGUACGGAUCAAUAACCAGGGACUGCAGGAAGGUCAAGGAAAGAGAGUUUCUCAAGGCCGUUUCCGACUGUGUAGCAAGGGGGGGCCGCGUCCUGAUCCCGAUAUUUGCACUGGGAAGGGCCCAGGAGCUCUGCUUGUUGCUGGACGGGUAUUGGGAAAGAACAGGGCUCAAGACUCCUGUGUACUUCUCCAGCGGACUAACCGAAAAGGCAAACGAAAUAUACAAGAAGUUCAUCAGCUACACAAACGAAACAGUCAGAAAGAAGAUCUUCGAGAGGAACAUGUUUGAGUACAAGCACAUAAAGCCUUUCCAGAGGCACUACAUGGAAAGCAAGGGCCCCAUGGUCCUGUUUGCAUCUCCGGGAAUGCUCCACUCCGGAAUGUCGCUCAAGAUAUUCAAGGAAUGGUGCGAGGACGAAAAGAACCUUGUGAUAAUACCCGGGUACUGUGUCCGGGGAACAAUCGGAGAAAAGGUUCUGAAUGGGGCAACAAAGCUAGAGAUUCUCGGAGAAAGUAGGGAGAUAAGGUUAGAGGUCAAGAACCUGGCAUUUAGUGCACACGCAGACGCACCGGGAAUCCUGAAUGUGGUAGAGCAGUGCAGCCCAAGAAAUGUGAUGCUUGUUCACGGAGAGAAAUCCAGGAUGAAAGUGCUCAAGAGAAGCAUUGAAGAGAGGUUUGGGAUACCCACGUUUCUCCCGCCCAACGGAACACUCAUAAACAUCCCGUCAAGGAGCAUGGUCAGCCUGAGAAUAAAGAAAGAAAGCAUGUCCAAGCACUUCAAGCCGAAUUUGUCAAGAAGCAUGGUUUCCCUGAGAAUGAGGCUGUCUUCGGAGAAAAAUGGAUGCCAUGUCGAUGUUGUGGACUGCGAAGACUACAUUGAAGACAACACUUAG
This is a messenger RNA of Encephalitozoon cuniculi GB-M1, 1491 nucleotides long. RefSeq lists its product as uncharacterized. NCBI's taxonomy places the organism in Eukaryota, Fungi, Microsporidia, Unikaryonidae. The transcript has a single exon. Gene Ontology annotation, cellular component: nucleus. The record is from RefSeq and is marked provisional. Gene Ontology annotation, biological process: snRNA processing. Bases 1 to 1491 code for a protein of 496 amino acids.